This is a messenger RNA of Macrosiphum euphorbiae (potato aphid), 375 nucleotides long. NCBI's taxonomy places the organism in Eukaryota, Metazoa, Arthropoda, Insecta, Hemiptera, Aphididae. The record is from the annotation of a GenBank genome assembly.
AUGACUGCAAUUCCGACCCAAACAUUGCCAGUAUCAAGUUUUCAUAAUACAUCACCCAAAAAAAGACCUAGUCCUAAGAACAGAAAAAAAAGUGACAUAUAUUCUACACAAAAAGCAGAAUGUCAGGCAGCUUUAGAUUAUGACAGCCAUGUGAUACAGGAUCACGAAGAACCAGAUUUUGAAAACUGUAAUACUGACAAUGGUGAAAGUGUUAUGAAUAUUGUAAAUCAGUUAUACAAAGAAUUUGAUUGUAAUAGAGAAUUUAUGGAUUCAGCAACUCAAGUUACUAUUGCAGAUAUUGAAAUUAUAUUUAUCACGUUAAUAAAUUCUCCUAACCGGAAUACCUACAUUUCAACUUUUAGAAAAAAUUAUUGA